Parus major (Great Tit) is the source of this 902-nucleotide messenger RNA. Its product is annotated as hydrocephalus-inducing protein-like. Lineage: Eukaryota; Metazoa; Chordata; Aves; Passeriformes; Paridae. The transcript has 3 exons. Gene Ontology annotation, cellular component: axoneme. The coding region runs from base 164 to 736 and encodes 190 amino acids. The record is from RefSeq and is a predicted model, not a curated record. Gene Ontology annotation, biological process: cilium movement; axonemal central apparatus assembly.
UGCCUUUGGACCAUGCAGUCAUCUUUCCCUGCCCUGGGACUGGCUGCUUGGGCCCAGCUGGAGGCCAAGGCAGGACAUAUCUCUUUUCUGGGGUGCUCAAGGCAGAGCUGUUAGCCAUCAGCCUCUCCUGGAACUUUUUCUGCAGGGUCACCUCAAUCUUGGCAUGUUCACGGUGUCCCCUUGCUCCGGCUCCAUCGCUCCAUGGGGCCAGCAGAAGAUCACAGUAGAGUGCCUCGCAGGGCAGGAGGGGACUUGUGAGGAGCAGCUCUACAUAGACAUCGUGGGCAGAGACCCCAAGGAGAAUCCCCUGGGCAUUCCCUUUACUCUGACUGCUGAGUCCUGCCUGCCAGCAUUUGUUGAGGAUGUCUUGUUGAUCUUUGAGGAAUACCCAAUCUGCAGCAGCAUCAACCUCAGCCGCAAGCUGCUCUCAGUGAAUGGUUUGGGCCUGUUUGUCAGAGAUGAUAACAAAUUCAUCUUCAGCAAGGUUCUGGUUGGGCAAGAGGGUGAAGCUCAUUUCAAUAUCUACAAUGCAACUGGUCUGCCAUGUGACGUGGUCCUCUCCAUCAAACCCCUGCCUGGACAGGAAAAAAGUCCUAUUGAUGUUUUCAAGUUGGAUCCAGUCAAGAUGACUGUUCCUGGUUCAUCCUAUGCCGUUGCUACGGUGACCUUCACCCCACCAGAUGAGCAGACCUACAACUGCACUUUCAGAGCUUGCCUUGUCAUCCCAAAAAGGUAACUGAGCCUGUGAAAUAUUGGGGGAGGCCUCACUGACAGCUGCCUCUCCACUGGGAAGGCACAGAGCUCUUGUCAGCACUAAUACUUUCAGUAGCCUUAGGCAGAGUACUUGGCAUGAGAGGAUCUGGGAGGGAGUAACUGUUAGGGCAGAAGAAUGAGGCUGAUGG